Molecule: messenger RNA, 1839 nt
Organism: Orussus abietinus
Lineage: Eukaryota; Metazoa; Arthropoda; Insecta; Hymenoptera; Orussidae
Gene: O-fut1
Product: GDP-fucose protein O-fucosyltransferase 1
Exons: 6
Coding region: 597-1748 (383 amino acids)
Biological process (GO): protein O-linked glycosylation via fucose; Notch signaling pathway
Molecular function (GO): peptide-O-fucosyltransferase activity
Source: RefSeq, a predicted model, not a curated record
ACGAUCAAUUGACGUCAAGAAUAACCCCUAAAUAUUCACUGAGUAAUUUGAAGAAAUAGUAUUUCUGAUGGCAUAUUUUUUACAUCUACAUGUUUGUCGUAGCUUUUAAAUAAACAAUAAAGUUUCUGUCUCAAAAUAAUAGUUAUUGUGUUAUUUGUAUAGGGCCGAAAAGUAUUUAUCAAGUAAUGUUUUAUUUUAAAAUGUGAAUUAAAGACAAAUACAUAUACACAUAAUACAGUGAGAAAUAUGGUUUAUAUUUGACGAACGUGACAGGUUACUGAUGAAUUAAUGUAUCCAUGCCAAUUAAUACACUACUCUGUCAAUGCAAGUUUCUAUAAUGUAUUGUUUUUAUUAAUUAUUUCUAGAAUUAAAGGAGAAAUUAUCUAUGCACUGUCUAACUACAUUUUCAUUAAAAGGCGAUCAAUACGUUUAAUUUCAUAUCCAACCCGCAAGACUCGAUCGAAUUUACAUAUAUGGUUCAUUUGUUAAGUUUAAUCCGAAAAAGAGAAAGAAGAAAAUAACAUUGCUUCAGAGAUCAAUAAACUGUUCCAUAACAAUCACAAAAAACUACUACAAAUUAGAUUUAUUUAGCAAAUAUGAUAUGGUUUCUGUUAUGUAGCAUUAUUUUAUUUAAUAUCAAUGAAAUAUGCUGUAAUAGUUUUGAUAUCGACAACAAUGGGUACAUUGUUUAUUGCCCGUGCAUGGGCCGUUUUGGUAAUCAAGCUGACCAUUUCCUAGGAGCUUUAGGAUUUGCUAAAGCAUUGAAUCGUACAUUAGUUCUGCCACCAUGGGUAGAAUAUCGUACUGGAGAGAUAAAAUCGAUUCAAGUUCCUUUCGAUACUUAUUUCAAUGUAUCACGUUUGCAUGAGUUUCACAAAGUGUUGUUAAUGAACCAUUUCAUGCGCGAGAUCUCUCCUAUAAUAUGGCCACCUGCUGAAAGAAUAUCAUUUUGCUAUUCGGUACGGAAAAAUGGAUCCUGCAAUGCAAAAGAUGGCAAUCCAUUUGGACCUUUCUGGGAUACUUUCAAUAUUGAUUUUAUAGGAUCCGAGUUUUACGGACCCCUGCAUUAUGAUGUAUAUCAUACUGAUAUGGCGGUGCAAUGGCAGAAAAGGUAUUCUUCAACAAAAUGGCCUGUUAUAGCAUUUACUGGUGCUCCUGCUAGUUUUCCGGUUCAAUUGGAGAACAAGAAACUUCAUAAGUAUUUGGAGUGGAAUUUUGAUAUGCUUAAGAAAGCAGAAUCUUUCAUAAAAGAGAAUUUACCGAAGGGUGGAUUUAUAGGUAUACAUUUGCGCAAUGGAAUUGAUUGGGCUCGAGCCUGUGAGUUCAUAUCUAACACUCCAAAUUUAUUUGCUGCUCCUCAAUGUUUGGGUUACCGAAAUGAGCGUGGUAAAGCCACUGUUUCGAUGUGUUUGCCACCAACUGAUUUAAUAAUACGUCAUCUGAAACGUGUUAUUCGAAAUGGCAAUGAUAUUAAAUCCGUAUUUGUUGCAUCAGACAGUAAUUAUAUGAUUAAAGAAUUAACGAAAGCUCUGUCAAGAAUGAAGGUCAGUGUACAUAAACAAGAUGAGCCGGUAUCCCCUCAUUUAGAUCUUGCUAUUCUUGGAAGAGCAAAUUAUUUUAUAGGCAACUGCAUAUCUUCAUUUUCUGCCUUUGUCUCAAGAGAAAGGGAGGUCAAAGGAUAUCCUACAUACUUUUGGGGUUUUCCACCAGAAAGAUCAUCGACCUCCACAAAUCACGAAGAACUAUAAUUAUUUUUUAUGUAUUUAAAUUAUUGUUUAUAUAUCAGUAUGAUAGAUAUAAACCUUUUUACACAAAUGUGCGGCCAUAAACUUUUUUGCU